AUGUGGCUCCUCUCGCGCGCCCGGGCCGCCGUCCCGAGGCCGGGCCGGGCCGCGGCGGGGCGGCGGGGGGCGGCGGGCGGCCCGCCGGCCCCCCGGCCCCGCCGGGAUUUCGCCGCCAGGCUGGCCGCCGGCCCCACGUUCGAGGAUUUCCUGAGCGGCGUCCGGAAGCCCCCGGGACCGCCCGCCCCGUCGGCCGACCCGCCCCCCUACCUCGCCUCCGACGCCCUCCGGGAGGAGAGGCGGAAAGUCUACCUGGAGACGUACGGCUGUCAGAUGAACGUCAACGAUACCGAGAUCGCCUGGUCCAUCCUGCAGCAGAGCGGCUACCUCAGAACCGGGGACGUCCAGGAGGCCGACGUGAUUCUUCUGGUCACGUGCUCCGUCAGGGAGAAGGCGGAGCAGGCCAUCUGGAACCGCCUGCGGCAGCUGAGGCCCCUGAAGGAGAAGCGGAGGCGAUCCGAAGUCCCCGUCCGCGUCGGCGUCUUAGGCUGCAUGGCGGAGCGUCUGAAGUCCGAGGUGCUCCGGCGGGAGAGGACGGUGGACGUGCUGGCGGGGCCGGACGCCUACCGGGACCUCCCGCGCCUCCUGGCCGUGGCCGACUCGGGCCGCCGGGCCGCCAACGUCCUGCUGGCCCGCGACGAGACCUACGCCGACGUCACGCCCGCCCCGCCGCCCCCCGGCUCCACCUCCGCCUUCGUGUCGAUCAUGCGCGGCUGCGAUAACCUGUGCAGCUACUGCAUCGUGCCCUUCACGCGAGGCCGGGAGCGAAGCCGGCCCGUGGCCUCCAUCCUGGAGGAGGUGAAGAGGCUGUCCGGACAGGGCCUGAAGGAAGUGACCCUCCUGGGGCAGAACGUGAACAGCUUCCGCGACGCGUCCGAGGCCCGGUUCUCGGGGGCGGCCGCCCCGGGCCUGAGCCGCGGCUUCCGGGCCAACGCCAGGGCCCGGCCGGGCGGCCUGAGCUUCGCCCACCUCCUGGACCGCGUGGCCGACGUCGACCCGGACAUGAGGAUCCGCUUCACGUCCCCGCACCCCAAAGACUUCCCGGACGAGGUGCUGCAGGUGAUCCGGGAGCGACACAACGUCUGCAAGCAGAUCCACCUCCCGGCUCAGAGCGGAAGCAGCGCCGUCCUGGAGGCCAUGAGGAGGGGUUACACGAGAGAAGCCUACCUGGAGCUGGUCCGGCACAUCCGAGCCACCGUUCCAGGGGUCAGCCUGAGCAGCGACUUCAUCGCCGGCUUCUGCGGGGAGAGCGAGGACGACCACCGGCAGACCGUGUCGUUGCUGCGGGAGGUGGGCUACAACGCCGCCUUCCUCUUCGCCUACAGCAUGCGGCAGAAGACCCGGGCCCACCACCGGCUGCGGGACGACGUCCCGGCCGAGGAGAAGCGGCGGCGGCUGGAGGAGCUGAUCGGCGUCUUCCGCCGGGAGGCCGCCGCGGCCAACCGGGCCUUCGAGGGCCGCGCCCAGCUGGUGCUGGUGGAGGGGACCAGCAAGCGCUCGGCGUCGGAGCUGUGCGGCCGGAACGACGGCAAUCUCCGGGUGGUCUUCCCGGACACGGAGAUGGAGGACGGGACCGUCGGCGGGGGCCUGGUCCGGGCCCAGCCGGGGGACUACGUGCUGGUCCAGAUCACGGCCUCCGGCUCCCAGACCCUGCGGGGCCUCCCCCUGCGGCGGACCACCCUGCGCGACGCCCGGGUCCCGGCGGAGGAAGGGGGAGGGGGCGGCCCCGCCGCCCCACUCCCGCCGCCAUCUUAAGCGGGAAACGGACGCCGAGCGGAGGGAACGCCCCGGAACAGCGACGAGGAGGCAACGGAGGCCCGGAGAAGGGAAACGACAGGCG
Molecule: messenger RNA, 1840 nt
Organism: Ornithorhynchus anatinus (platypus)
Lineage: Eukaryota; Metazoa; Chordata; Mammalia; Monotremata; Ornithorhynchidae
Gene: CDK5RAP1
Product: CDK5 regulatory subunit associated protein 1
Exons: 14
Coding region: 1-1755 (584 amino acids)
Biological process (GO): tRNA modification; negative regulation of cyclin-dependent protein serine/threonine kinase activity
Cellular component (GO): mitochondrion; cytosol
Molecular function (GO): tRNA-2-methylthio-N(6)-dimethylallyladenosine(37) synthase activity; 4 iron, 4 sulfur cluster binding
Source: RefSeq, a predicted model, not a curated record